Cloeon dipterum is the source of this 1734-nucleotide messenger RNA. RefSeq lists its product as uncharacterized. The transcript has 12 exons. The coding region runs from base 616 to 1449 and encodes 277 amino acids. The record is from RefSeq and is a predicted model, not a curated record. Gene Ontology annotation, molecular function: odorant binding. NCBI's taxonomy places the organism in Eukaryota, Metazoa, Arthropoda, Insecta, Ephemeroptera, Baetidae.
AUAGGAAUCGAUUUUCACAAACGGAACAUUAAAUGAUCUGUUUGUUCACGGCCAGUGGAAUGCCGGUUGUGGAAAGGAUUUUCUGUUUUCGGCAGCAGCGUUGGAUUGGUUGGGCGCGUGGAAUUAUUGCUGCUCUAUUGGAAUGAAACUGGCCUCGAUUGAGGCUCUAGAGGAAUUGAGUUGUCUCACGAACAUGGUUGCGAAAUAUCCCAAAGCAGUCUACCCUGAUCAAUGUGGAAAGGAUUUCUGGACAUCUGGCACAAACCGCGGUUGUCCAGGCGCUCACUUCUGGUGUUCUGACGACGAAAAAUUAAACAAGGAGGAAAUAGCCAACUGGAAAAACGGGCAAAUGCCCUCGGAGAGUGCUGAUCAGUGCAUUUUUAUUAAUUUGUCAAAUUCGACUUUGAAUGAGACUUAUUUGGGCACUGAUUCUUGUACCAAGCAAAAACAGUUUCUCUGUGAAGUGAUAUUUUACAAUUUUUUUUUAUUCCACAUUUUAAUGUUUUUCGUUUCUAUGUCUCUCAGGCCUUGCAACCGGGCAAUAAAUCGGUGCAAAUCGCGCGCUCUUGCUCGGAAAUUUGGAAUGUGACUGAAAAUGAAGUGAAUGAUAUAAUUAUGAAUCCAAGCGGCGACGUCGUCAACCAAAGACGCAAUCUCAAAUGUUAUCUAAGGUGCUGCGGCAAAAAAGGACACGUUAUAAAAACCGGGUCGCUAGUGACGGAUGAAAUUUUGCGCAACUUGGAAGACUUGACGGCCGACGACCCGCAAGCCAUGCAGGAUGGCUUUCAAAAUUUUGAUUCCUGCACUUCCAUUCAGUCCACCGACGAGUGCCACCUGAUGGCCCAGAUGUUCCAGUGUGGAAAGAAAAAUGAUCCAGACCUUACUUUAGAACUCGUAACUGCCAUCAAAGGAGACGCCACUGUUUCAGUAACUGCUGCAGGGGGAAUUAAAACCGGCUAUAGAGUAUGUCCUGUGUAUCCAGCAGCAAGUUGUGUACCAAAUCAAACAUAUAUCGAUGAACUUAAAAACACGGGAUCAUCAUUGGGGGGAGGUGUCAUGACAUCAUCGACUGGCAAAAAAUACUUUAUGAAAUAUGUCUUUUAUGAAGGAAUUAACGCCGCUCAAGCAGAAGCAAUCUACUGCUGUGCUCUUGGCAGCCACCUUGUCACUUUCGAAAGCUUAGACGAUUUCAACGCUUUUAUGCAAAGCUGGCAAGAUGGUACACAACACUCUGCUAUCCUUGGACCGACCUUCGACAACGGCGACGGCACCGACAGCUGGUGCUUGAACUUUAAAAAGAUGCCUGUAGGAAUGAUCAAAGAUGUCAACAAAUUUUAUCGCAACCAACUGUGGAACUCGACUAUAUUCUUCGGGCAAGCCUUAGACUUAUACUCAGUUGCAAACGGAGGUGGGGCUCACCGAGUUAUAUGUGGCCCACUUCCCUACUAAUUUAUCUCAAUUUUGAUCAAAUUAUUCCAAUCGUAGAAAACUUUUUCGAUAAUAAUUGGAUUCUAGACAUUUUUCUAUUAUACGUGUGAUUGAUUUUGUGUUUGGUAUAAUAUGAUGUUUUGUUGCUUUUCAACAAUAUAAAAAAUAGCUGUGUUCCUUAUAAUUACAGCUGCGGUUGUUGUUUGUAUGACACAGAUUAUGUUUCAACUUAAUUAUAAUUAUUUUAUGACUUUCAUUUUGAGUCCUACCAAGAUAUGUUGUUUACUCUAAUUCAAGUUUGAAUGA